Molecule: messenger RNA, 2691 nt
Organism: Microcebus murinus (gray mouse lemur)
Lineage: Eukaryota; Metazoa; Chordata; Mammalia; Primates; Cheirogaleidae
Gene: TXNRD2
Product: thioredoxin reductase 2
Biological process (GO): cellular response to oxidative stress; glutathione metabolic process; cell redox homeostasis
Cellular component (GO): mitochondrion; cytosol
Molecular function (GO): glutathione-disulfide reductase (NADPH) activity; flavin adenine dinucleotide binding; thioredoxin-disulfide reductase (NADPH) activity
Source: RefSeq, a predicted model, not a curated record
GGACUAUAGGUGCGUGCUACUGUACCCAGCUCCCACGGUCCAGUUUUGGGCCACCUCCUCCAUUUCAGGCCUGAAGUUUCUGUUUUCAGAGCAGGAAGGCACCAGCCCUGUCACAGGCUUGAGGGGUGGUAGAUGCAGUCCCUGAACAGGAACCAGAACAAUGCUGCUGGUCUCACCUGUCCCCUAACACCUGCUGCUAGGAAAGGGCUCUAGGUAAGGAGACCGGCCACACAGGUGGAUCCCCAAGGUGGCCAGCUUGCCUGUGGGUGCACAUUUUGUGGGGAGCUUCCGCUUACCCUCACUGGAGCAGGGCACUGUGCACUCAGGCCUUGCCAUGUGUGCAGGGCUCCUGCUUUUAAUGGCCCUGUCCUAGGUACCUGGUUCAGAGAGGAGUGGAAAAGUACAGGACAGUAUUGGAGAAAGCAGAGGCAAAGCAGAAACACUCGUGCCCUGCGGGUGGAGCAUGGGGGGCCAAAGGGGGGAAGUACCAUGGGGUUCCCCAGGGUAUCGGAGUGCACAGGUGGUGCCCCCCAGGUAAUGCCAGUUGCCCAGCCCUUCCUCCCAUGGAGCAGCACCUGCCCCACCCACCUUCAAUGUCCUUUGGAGCCCCUGCUCCCCAGCAGGCCAACCAAACCCUCCUAAGUGCUUAAAGGCAGGUUUCCUAACUUAGAAAUGGCUCCGCUGGCUGUUCCAGUGUUUAUCAGACCAAGAGGGCUCCUGGGUGUGCACAGAGCAGAGCGAGCCGCCCAGAUAAGCUCUCACUGCACAGAGCCAGCCGUUGGCCCUGUGCUCUGCCUGAUAGCAGGGCUAUAGGCAGGACAGCCAGCAAGGACCCUGCUCUGGUGACAGGAAGGACAGGCACCUGCGAUGGAAGGGCAGCGUGACUAUGAUCUCCUGGUAAUUGGCGGGGGAUCUGGCGGCCUGGCUUGUGCCAAGGAAGCUGCUCAGCUGGGGAGGAAGGUGGCCGUGGUGGACUAUGUGGAACCGUCUCCCCGAGGCACCAGGUGGGGCCUUGGUGGCACCUGUGUCAACGUGGGCUGCAUCCCCAAGAAGCUGAUGCACCAGGCGGCGCUGCUGGGGGACAUGGUCCGCGACGCCCGGCACUACGGCUGGGAGGUUGCUGAGCCCGUGCCGCACAGCUGGAAGAAGAUGGCAGAAGCUGUCCAGAACCACGUGAAGUCCCUGAACUGGGGGCACCGCAUCCAGCUGCAGGACAGAAAAGUGAAGUACUUUAACGGCAUAGCCAGCUUCGUCGACAAGCACACGGUUCGCAGUGUCACCAAAGAUGGGAAAGAGGCUCUGCUUUCAGCCGACCACAUCGUCAUUGCCACUGGAGGGCGGCCGAGGUACCCCACGCACAUCGAAGGUGCGCUGGAAUAUGGAAUUACAAGUGAUGACAUCUUCUGGCUGAAGGAAUCCCCUGGAAAAACGUUGGUGGUCGGGGCCAGCUACGUGGCCCUGGAGUGCGCCGGCUUCCUCACCGGGAUUGGACUGGACACCACCGUCAUGAUGCGCAGCGUGCCCCUCCGCGGCUUCGACCAGCAAAUGUCCUCCCUGGUCACAGAGCACAUGGCAUCUCAUGGCACCCGGUUCCUGAGGGGCUGCACUGCCUCCCGAGUUAGGAGGCUCCCGGCUGGCCGGCUCCAGGUGACCUGGGAGGACCGCACCUCUGGCAAGGAGGACAUGGACACCUUUGACACCGUCCUGUGGGCCAUAGGCCGAGUUCCGGAAACCAGAAGUCUGAAUUUGGAGAAGUCUGGGGUGGAAACCAGCCCUGACAGCCAGAAGAUCCUGGUGGACUCCCGAGAUGCCACCUCCGUCCCCCACAUCUAUGCCAUAGGGGACGUGGCGGAGGGGCGGCCCGAGCUGACGCCCACGGCCAUCAUGGCCGGGAGGCUCCUGGCCCAGCGACUGUUCGGCCAGUCCAUGGCCCUGAUGGACUACGACAACGUGCCCACGACCGUCUUCACCCCGCUGGAGUACGGCUGCGUGGGGCUGUCGGAGGAGGAGGCCGUGGCUCACCACGGACAGGAGCGUGUGGAGAUUUAUCACGCGCACUACAAACCACUGGAGUUCACGGUGGCUGAACGGGACGCGUCCCAGUGCUACAUAAAGAUGGUGUGCCUCAGGGAGCCGCCGCAGCGGGUGCUGGGCCUGCACUUCCUCGGCCGUGGCGCAGGCGAAGUCACGCAGGGGUUUGCUCUGGCCAUCCGGUGUGGCGCCUCCUACGCACAGGUGACGCGGACGGUGGGCAUCCACCCCACCUGCGCCGAGGAGGUGGUCAGGCUGCGCAUCUCCAAGCGCUCGGGCCUGGACCCCACGGUGACGGGCUGCUGAGGGUAAGCCGCCGUCCCUGCCCAGCUGAGGGCACACGGCGCGCCCCCCACCGCCAGGCUUCUCCAAGGCGUGGAUCCAGGACAGUGGAGGCCAGGCCCGCGAGAUGGCUGGUGUGGAGCGCAAGCGUCUGGACAGACAGCCCAUGUGCCCUGCAGGGAUGGCUCGAGGGGGCUGUGAGUCCCCACACCUGCACUUCCCACCCCUCCCACCUGGGCCAGCACCCCCAGGCUCCCCAACACCAGAUGAUGACGGCCUGGACAGAAACCCGCCCUGUGGGCUGUCCAUGUCCGAGUUCCCCUGGCGUUCCUGCGGUGCAAAUAAAGAGAGUUUUCCCAAAAUAUGUGCUGCCCGUGG